UUUCUUUUUUUUUCUUUGUUUUCUUUCUUUUUUUUUUAAUGGAAAAAGAGACCUUUGAUAAGAUUUGUGAUACAAAAAUGAACAGGUGGCCAAAUGAGCCCCACUUCUAUACUUCUUCCCAUAAUAUGAACUCUGGAGAAGAGAGGGAUGUAUCUGAAACGCAUUCAAUGACAUGGCUCGUUUCAGAGAAAAACAUACUCCAGGCAGUUCAGGAACAAACUGAAAUUAGAAUACUUUUCUCCUGGAGUGGCUGCGCUUCUUUGUGGACUUGGUAUUUUUCUCACAGUUAUUCUCCAAGCUUCUGGUCUUAGAAUUCAGAGUGUUGUUCUACCAAUGGCCUAAGUCUAGUCUAUUCCUGGCACAUUGUAUGGAGACCCUUAUGUUAAACAUCAGUUCCCAAAGAUUAACUGGUACCAUGUCACGAAUCUGCAAGGUUUCUGGAGCAGGAAAUUUUGGUAAACGCCAAAAGGGGAACAGAACCAUUCAGCAUUUCAGUUCCAUUAUAUUGCAGACAACAAAGACUCAUCUGCAGUACCUCUUUACACACAAUACUGGUUUCCUUACCUGACUCAGACAAAUCAUUGGUAAUUUAAAAUAACAUGAAAACUUAAGCAGAUUCUCUGUUGGAAAUACUUGACACUGAUCACUUUAAGGUAGAGAAACAUUUAGCGUGUGUGGUUGUGUGUUGAAAAACUGAUUAAGAGUUCAUAUCAAGCAUGGGACAAUAACAGUAAAAGAACAGAAGCCUGUUUUCUAACUAACGGUGAGAUUCAGACCUCAAAGUCUCACAGCAUGAUGUGUGAUAUAUUUGCUGUUGACUGACAGUGGCUGAUCUGGUGCACAAGUUUGAGCUCGGAGUAAUCCUGAGAGCUAGAUGUCUCUGGCUGCUGGCAAAUUCCCUCCCUCUCUUAGAACUAUGAGACUGUCACUAGUCCUCUCCCUUCUUAUUCCCCUUCCUCUUCCCUUUGUUUUGUCUGUGCUUUUCCCUUCUCUUUCCUCCCCUUUCUCCUUCCCUUGGCCCUAUCCCUUUUCCUUCCCCUCUCCCUGCCCUUUCACAAUCCCUUCACCUUUUUGUCAGUGUGCCUUCCUCUUUUCCUUUUCCCUUCCCUUUCCCUUUCCCUUCCCUUUCCAUCUUCUGGAAUCCCUUCUUCAAGCUCCAAGUGUCACAUUUUGAAUAAUGUAGAACUAUCUUAGUUUACAUUAUUGGAAAUAAUAUAAUCCUAAAUUUGGAUGCUUUGUUCAGAGACUGCUUGGUAUAUGAUAAGGUAUAAACACUGGGAGAAGGCACAUUAUCUUCAGCUGUGGGGCAGUUCAAGAUAAAACAAAUGGGAAUAUGGAUACCCUGUUAGCUAGACAAACAAUAACCGAUAGCAUUCAUUCAUCUCUGUGAAAUCUGUCAGCUGCAGUAGGAACUUUAUCAUUUUGCAGGAGUAUAAAUGGCCAGCAGAAAGACCACCAGCCUUAAGCUGAAGGCACCAUGCAAGUCCUUCUCCUCCUCGCAGCUGUAGGGCUUUGCUGGGCACAGUAUGACCCCAACACUCAGACUGGGAGGACGUCUAUCGUGCAUCUCUUUGAAUGGCGCUGGGACGAUAUUGCUCUGGAGUGCGAACGCUAUUUAGCUCCUUAUGGAUUUGGAGGAGUUCAGGUUUCUCCUCCAAAUGAAAACAUUGUCAUUACUAAUCCGAACCGGCCCUGGUGGGAAAGGUACCAGCCCAUCAGCUACAAGAUCUGCAGUCGAUCAGGCACUGAAGAUGAAUUCAGAGACAUGGUGACCAGAUGCAACAACGUUGGAGUUCGCAUUUAUGUGGAUGCUGUUGUCAAUCACAUGUGCGGAUCUAUGGGUGGCACAGGCACCCACUCAACGUGCGGGAGCUAUUUCGACACCGGGACUAGAGAUUUUCCCGCGGUGCCGUACUCUGCCUGGGAUUUCAACGACGGCAAAUGUCAGACCGCCAGUGGAGACAUUGAAAAUUAUGGGGACAUCUAUCAGGUCCGGGAUUGUAAGUUGACUAGCCUUCUUGAUCUGGCUCUGGAGAAGGACUAUGUACGCUCAACAAUUGCAGAUUACAUGAAUCACCUCAUUGAUAUGGGUGUAGCAGGGUUCCGGAUCGAUGCUGCCAAGCAUAUGUGGCCUGGGGACAUAAGUGCGUUUCUGGCCAAAUUGCACAAUCUAAACACUCAGUGGUUUUCAGCAGGAACAAAACCCUUUAUUUUCCAAGAGGUAAUUGACUUGGGAGGAGAGCCAAUCACAGGCAGUCAAUACUUUGAAAAUGGCCGAGUGACAGAGUUCAAGUACGGUGCAAAACUGGGGACGGUGAUCCGCAAGUGGGAUGGAGAGAAGAUGGCCUACUUAAAGAACUGGGGAGAAGGCUGGGGCUUUGUGCCUUCUGACAGAGCCCUGGUCUUUGUGGAUAACCACGACAACCAGCGGGGGCACGGGGCAGGCGGAGCUUCCAUUCUUACCUUCUGGGAAUCCAGGCUUUAUAAAAUGGCAGUUGGUUUCAUGCUCGCUCAUCCGUACGGGUUCACGCGGGUGAUGUCAAGUUAUCGUUGGCCAAGAUAUUUUGAGAAUGGAGAGGAUGUCAACGACUGGGUUGGACCGCCGAGUAACUCGGAUGGAUCGACGAAGUCCGUGACAAUCAAUGCCGACACUACCUGUGGCAACGACUGGGUCUGUGAACAUCGCUGGCGACAAAUAAGGAACAUGGUUGUCUUCCGUAACGUGGUAGACGGUCAGCCUUUCUCAAACUGGUGGGACAAUGAUAGCAAUCAAGUAGCUUUCGGUCGUGGCAACAAAGGCUUCAUUGUCUUUAAUAAUGACGACUGGAGCUGCCUGUACGCUUUGAUUUUCUCCUGUCCUUUCCGGACAGCGAGACCAACCGCUACAGCCUGAGCUAGAUUCACACGGUUGCGUUCUAGUUGUGAGGGGCUACAAAGGGAGUUUAGAGAAGCGGGGCCCUCAGUCUGAGAAAUCCCUUGCGAUGCAUCAUCCUCACAAGUAGCGGAAUUGCAUCGGGCUCAGCAGUCCUUUGCCUGCUUUGAAAUUCCUCUUUUGAAAGCCAUGCUUUAAGCAGUGUAC
Molecule: messenger RNA, 3079 nt
Organism: Lagopus muta (rock ptarmigan)
Lineage: Eukaryota; Metazoa; Chordata; Aves; Galliformes; Phasianidae
Product: pancreatic alpha-amylase-like
Exons: 10
Coding region: 1478-2893 (471 amino acids)
Biological process (GO): carbohydrate metabolic process
Molecular function (GO): cation binding; alpha-amylase activity
Source: RefSeq, a predicted model, not a curated record